Clupea harengus (Atlantic herring) is the source of this 3696-nucleotide messenger RNA. It is a transcript of the gene ccnt2b, whose product is annotated as cyclin T2b. The record is from RefSeq and is a predicted model, not a curated record. Gene Ontology annotation, biological process: regulation of transcription by RNA polymerase II. NCBI's taxonomy places the organism in Eukaryota, Metazoa, Chordata, Actinopteri, Clupeiformes, Clupeidae. Gene Ontology annotation, molecular function: cyclin-dependent protein serine/threonine kinase regulator activity.
CAAUUUUCUCUCCGGGACAGUAGGUGGCAGCGUGCACAUGAAUCCGUGGCCUCUAAACAGACUUGCGUAAUUUCUGUGAGGAAGAAGAACGUCGGCGCGCCGGGACGAACAUGGCGGCUGGGUACCGGGGUUCCUCGAAAUGGCUCUUCACCCCUGAACAAUUGGAAAAUACGCCGUCCCGUCGCAAUGGAAUCGAGCCGGACAGAGAAUUAUCUUACCGCCAGCAAGCUGCGAAUCUUAUUCAGGACAUGGGCCAAAGACUCAACGUAUCUCAGCUCACAAUCAACACUGCUAUCGUUUACAUGCACAGAUUUUAUAUGCUCCACUCCUUCACGAAGUUCCAUAGAAAUAUAAUUUCACCCACUACGCUGUUCUUAGCUGCAAAGGUGGAAGAACAGCCAAGGAAGCUUGAACACGUCAUAAAGGUUUCGCACGCCUGUCUCAAUCCACAGGACCCUCCGUUGGACACCAAGAGCAAUGCAUACCUUCAGCAAGCUCAAGAACUGGUCCUUCUAGAAACGAUUGUACUGCAAACCCUCGGGUUUGAAAUAACAAUAGAGCAUCCACACACAGAUGUUGUGAGGUGUUCCCAGCUAGUCCGAGCAAGCAAGGAUUUGGCCCAGACUUCCUAUUUCAUGGCUACCAACAGCCUCCACCUCACCACCUUCUGCCUGCAGCACCGCCCCCAGGUGGUGGCCUGUGUGUGCAUCCACCUGGCCUGCAAGUGGUCCAACUGGGAGAUCCCCAUCUCCUCCGACGGCAAGCACUGGUGGGAGUACGUGGACAGCGGCGUGACGCUCGAGCUCCUCGACCAACUGACACACGAGUUCCUUCAGAUCCUGGAGAAGACGCCCAGCCGGCUGAAGCGCAUCCGAAACUGGAGGGCUAACCAAGCCGCCAAGAAGACGAAGUCGGACAACCCUGGCGACAACUCAUUCCAAGGCCUGUGUCUGGCCAAGAACAACUCGCUGGACAGCCUCCUGGACAUGCGCGGCGCCUUCUCCGACCUCUCCUCUUCCUCCUCUUCCUCCUUCCAGCUGGACAUGCCCUCCGGCUCGGCCGCCUCGCUCUCUCUCAACGGCAUGGCGGGGCUGCAGGCUUCCGCCUACCCCUUCCCAGCAUCCUCGGCGCAGGCAGACGUCUACGGUCUGAAGGCGGACCCCAUCGGCGCCUCCCUGGGCUCCCAGCCGCCGCUGCUCCUCCAGCCGCCGCUGGCCCCUUCCCCCCCACCUGUCCCCGCCCCCGCGAAGCUCUCCCUGGACAAGUACCGGGAGAAGCAGGCGGCAGAGAUAGCCAUGGCCAAGCGUCGCGAGGCGGAGCGCACCGACGUGUCGGCCACCGCGGCUCAGCCGGAACCACACCGCAAGCAAGCGCACCACCACCACCAUCACCACGGCAGCAGCCACUUGCAGCCGCUGGGUUCCGCUGGCGACGGCUCAGUCAGGGUGAAGUAUGCCACCGCGCCCGGCUCCGAGCCUUCGUCAUCCUCCUCCAGGUCCUCGUCGUCCAAGAGCCUGAAACGGCGGUUGCCCGCCUCGGAGAACGGCAACGGAGGCAGCAACCAAGAGGAGCUUCGCAUGAAGAUCAAAGUCUCAGAGCGCCACGCGGCCUCUUCCUCCUCUUCCUCUUCUUCCUCGGGCGGCUACGGUGGCCUGGAGGUGCCCGGCGGCUCGAGCAGCAAGAGCAAACACGCCAGCCCGCGGCAGAGCCGAGACAAACACCGGGAGCACUCGAGCCACCGGCAGUCCAAACACGGCCACGGCCACGGCCAUUCUCACUCCAACACGCUGACUCUGGGCGGCCACGGCGACGCCUCGUCCACAUCCUCCUCCAGCCACCACCACCAUCACCAGCAGCAGCAGCAGCAGCAGCAGCAACAGCAGCAGUCGCAGCCCCACCACCACCACCACUCGUCCAAGUCCAGCCGCAGCUCCAAGAGCUCCAGCGGCUCCUCCUCCCACCACCGCAGCAGCGGCGGCAGUACCGGCAGUGUCCAGCAGGAUGCGCUGUGCCAGAGUGCCGGGCUGAGUGCGGCCUUCCCCGCCGCUGCCCUGCCACACCAGGGCGCAUACGGCUCCCUGAGCACCUUAGUAAAGGCAGACAAGAAGCCCAGUGAGAGCCACGGGCCCGACCCCUCCCUAGCCCUGAACGGCCAGCACAUGGACUACGAAGACACAUUCAACAUGCUCGACUCCUUGCUAAGUGCCCAGCAAAUGAACUACUAGACGAGAAGACGGUGAGAGAGAGAAACCAUGCGAGUUUUUAAUUUAUCUCCCAUUUAUCAGAGUUAAAACAUACACACACACACAAUUGUGUUUUUUUUUUGUUUCUUUUCCUUUAUCAUAGUAAAUGAGUAACCUCCACAUUUACGAAUCUUGACCUAAAACUGCGUCUUGCAACAACAAACAAAAAAAAAAGAGAUCUAUAUAUAUAUUAAUAUAGAUAGUCAAAUGCUACUCUGGAGAAGAAAAAAAAAAAUAUGUGAAGUAUUACCACCUGUCGAGGCUUCCUGCUAGAUCAACGGCUUCUCUAGCAGCUGGGACUCAGGUCAAGAGCGGGCGAAGACGUGGUUCGGUUUCAUUUAAUGAGAUGAUGUUUUAUACCGUUUGUGCUUGUUCCAAUCAAAGGGAGAACCUCGGGUUCUGAUGACUGUUUACAAGACGUGCAAAAGAGGAGAAACUGUUUUUCGCGCAUUUUUGUAUUUUUAAACUCUAUUCCUCAAACGCUCAGGUUUGGAGAUGCUUAAGGAUGUAACAACAAAUAUGAAAGUCUAUAUACAUACAUACAUUCAUUCAUACAUACGUACAUACAAACAUAUCUACACAGAUUAUUAUGUUGGUCCAAUGGUGAAUUUUAGGGCAGAUCUUAAGCAUCUUGGUUGGGGUCUGAUCAUCCACUCUGCUGCUAUAAGUGAUACAGGACGGAAACCCCCAGGCUGAUCGCCUCCAGGCUCCUCCUCGCCCCUGUAUGACUACUGACAUAGCCUUUGAACACCAGGGCCACUGGCACGGCACAGCAAUACAUAGGCCAGCCAGCGAGCCCGGUGGUUUAUCCUGUGGCAGUCGGGAGGACCGGCCGGCAGAGACUAGCGGAGAGGAGGAGGCCAGGGGCGAGUCGGAGGAGAGUUCGGAGCUGGGUCGUUUUUUCGUCCUUCAGUCUCAAACAGGUUCACGUUCCGGGUGUGUGGGGGGCUUGUAAGUUUUUGCGAAUUCAUAGACUUACGACCGUAAAACUGGAUGCCAAAGGUAGUGCCUGAAAACUCUCUAGCAGAUUAAAAGUCAGAAUUAUAAAUUACGUUUACAAGAGGAUUUUUUUUUUUUUUUUUUCUGUAAAAGUGCAUUUUAGAAGAGCCUGGUUCAGUGUCACCCCAGAAAUGGGAAGGAAAAAAAGAAAAGAAAGGUGGAAAAAAAACUGAAAUGUAAAAUGACUUGUCUAAGUAAGCCCCCAUUCGCACCAUGCAAACUCUUUUAAAAAACAUGAUUCUGGGUACAGCCUGAUGUUUUAUUCCUUUUAAUAUGCAGAUUCUUGAUUGUUUUUGAAUGUUAUUCAGACUCAUUUCUGUUUUAUUUGUGGGUUUGUGAAACGUGCUACUAGUGAUUUUACUCCACAUAGGAUUCGUGUAGCUUAAAAACAGACUGUCCCCAAAAUCUUGAUGUCCAGUGUUUCAAUGAGAAUAAACCAUACGCAUCUCAGUGA